AUGCUGGGCCUGUCGGGGCCCGGUCCGCCGCCGCCGCCACCGCCGCCUUACUACCUCCAACCACUCGGACUGUCGAUGGUGCCGGGCCCGUCGCAACAACAAAACCCGCACAUUGUGAUGGGCGCCUCGUCGGCGCCCUCCACCUCGUUCACGAACCAUCUGGGACCGACGGCGGCGCCGUCGAGUGACACUUUGCUGCUGCAGCUGCGACAAAAGCCCAACUCGCGCGUCUUUCGCGCUCUUUUUCAGUACCUACCGCUGCGCGACUCGCCGAACGAGAACCCGCAGUUGGAGUUGAGUCUACAGCCGGGCGACGUGAUUCUCGUGAAGGGCGAGAUGGAUUCGGACGGAUUCUACCGCGGCGAGACUCUCGACGGACGACAGGGACUCGUCCCGUCGAACUACGUCGAGAGGUGAGUCUUUUUUGUGGGAAACGAGGAAAAAAAAAAGUGGUCCGAUGCACCAUAGUGCGUCCAUCAGGAGUCGCUGAAGCGUGUCGUCCUUUUGAUUCGGCGCCGCCGCAAAAAGUGCCUCAAUUUGCAGGGUGCCCGAUACGGUUUUGUUGGCGAACGCACGCGCGCCGUCACCGUCGUUUCCGCUCCGAAUACCGCCGCAUUUGUCGACAAUAGCACAUGAUUUUUCGUCGCCCGAUCACUCGACACUUCCCGACUCGGUGAGUCUUUUUGGUUUUUGGGGUGGUUCGAAGCAUUGCGAGGAUAUUGUAGGUUUGUCCAUAUCCGCCGGCGGACGUCACAAAAGUCACGGUGCAGGAGAUUAAGAGCAACGAGACGCCGAGGGGUGAGUUUUUGAUGAUAUUCUAUUGGAUAGAGCCAAAAAAAGCCGUCUGAGGGACCGUCUAAAGGUCUGCCGGUCUGACCACGUCUUAGGGUCCAUCUAACAAGGACCGUCUGCUUAAGGAUCGUCUAAGGAUUCGUUUAAAACAAUCUGGGGGAAAAAAAACGACUCUUCCUCUCUUCUUUGCCAUUUUUGAGUUGAAAAUGAACCGAAACUUGACCGGAGACCUUCUAAAAAUCCCCAUAUCCAAGUACGAUUAUACGCCGGCUUCAUUCAUUCAUUCAUUCAUUCAUAUUUUGCCCGUAGGCACCAAGAUUUGCGCCGCCGCUUCUCGGAGCUGUCAUCCAUCUCCUUCUCAAUAAUUCAUUCCUCUCCACAUAUGCCCCUUUCCCGAUUUCUUCUUCUUCCUCUUCUUCUUCUUCUUCUUCUUCUUCUCUCUCUCUCUCUCUCUCUCUAUCUUUCCAUUUUUGGCCACGGCGACCACUACCACAAAAAGAGGAAGAGCGGUCCCCCAUCAUCAUCAUCAUCAUCAUCAACGUCUGGGGGCAAGAAAGAAAGAGAGAGAGAGAGAGAGAGAGAAAGAGUGCUCUACUAAUUCCAUUUGUGUGGAAGAAAGAGAAAGAGAGAGAGAGAGAGAGGGGGACCUAAUCUGAACUGACAGAUGACCCCCAGAGAGAGAGAGAGAGGGAGCGGACGCAAAUUCGAUGAGCUCGGCGAGCCCGUGUGCCGCUCCGAUGCGUGAAAAUGGAAAAACUGGAGGGACACGGGGGGGUCGGAAUGUUUUCUCGCGAAUCGGAAACCGGAAGUCGGAAUCCCAUACUCCCAAAAAAAAACGAAAAAAAAAACGUUUUCUCUUGCGCCGUCCGCUCAUCUUUUUUGUGCCUAAAAAUGGGAAAGGAAUAAUAUCUCGUCACUUUAUGAAUUCCCCACAGAGUUCUUCUCUUUUGCCGCGUUACCACCACCACCACCACCACCACCACCAAAAAAAAGCGAGGAGAAGAAGAAGGGGGGAAAAAAGUGAAAGGGGAGAGCUUUUCUGGGGGGAAAAGGGGGUUAACCUUCGAAGCCAUGUGCUGAACCGAAACAAAUCGGUUAGAAAAUCAAUAAAAACCGGUACAAACUCGGUUUUGCACACCGAUUUCUCGGGAAACCCCGCAAAUCUCGCCGACUUUGCAGUCCAAAGUCGGCAGAAAUUUGCGGGAAAUCCGGGGUGCGCGCAGCUGAACGAGUGUUACCGUACACCGUAAAACUGCGGUAUUUUUUUGAAAAAUUUACAAAUAUUUUUUUGAGAAAUUUAAAUUUAUUUGAAAAAAAUACCGUUGAAAAAUUUAUGCAAGAAAUUUGAAAAAUUUACAAAUAUUUUCGAGAAAUUUAAAUUUUUUUGAAAAAAAUACCAUUUAAAAAAAUUUACCCAAGAAAUGUGAAAAAAAUUGCAAAUAUUCUCGAGAAAUUUAAAUUUUUUUUGAAAAAAAUACCGUUGAAAAAUGUAUCCAAGAAAUGUGAAAAAAAUUUCAAAUAUUCUCGAGAAAUUUAUAUUUUUUUCAAAAAAAUACCGUUGAAAAAUUUACGCAAGAAAUGUGAAAAAAAUUGCAAAUAUUCUCGAGAAAUUUAAUUUUUCAAAAAAAUACCGUUGAAAAAUUUAUCCAAAAAAAUUUGAAAAAAAUUGCAAAUAUUCUCGAGAAAUUUAUAUUUUUUUGAAAAAAAUACCGUUAAAAAUUUACGCAAAAAAAUUUGAAAAAUUUACAAAUAUUCUCGAGAAAUUUAAAUUUUUCAAAAAAAUACCGUUGAAAAUUUAUCCAAUAAAUAUGAAAAAAACUGCAAAUAUUCUCGAGAAAUUUAAAUUUUUUUCAAAAAACCGUUAAAAAAAUUUACGCAAAAAAAUUUGAAAAAUUUACAAAUAUUCUCGAGAAAUUUAAAUUUUUUUCAAAAAAAUACCGUUGAAAAAUUCACGCAAGAAAUUUGAAAAAUUUUUCAAAUAUUCUCGAGAAAUUUAAAUUUUUUUCAAAAAAAUACCGUCGUUGAAAAAUUCACGCAAGAAAUUUGAAAAAUUUUUCAAAUAUUCUCGAGAAAUUUAAAUUUUUUUCAAAAAAAUACCGUAGUUUUAUGGUGUACGGUAACACUCGUUCAGCUGCGCGCACCCCGGAUUUCCCGCAAAUUUCUGCCGACUUUGGAGUGCAAAAUCCGCGAGAUUUGCGGGUUUUCCGAGACUUUGGACGCGGCAUAAAGUUCUAAUAUAACGCUAUCAUUUUGCAGUGCCGUGCCCGCGAGAGUUGAUAGUGGAGAAGAAGUUGUCGCGAAGUGCAUUGGUAUCCUGGAGCCCGCCGGAAGAGUCGUUCGUCGCCGUAUCCCAGUACCACGUGUGUGUCGACGGAGCCGUUCGGGCAAUUGUUCCAGGCACCUAUAAGGUGAGCAUUUUUUGAAUAGUACAAUAGUUGAUCUAAUUUCGAGGCGCUACAGUAGGCCAGGGAGGGGUGGUACAAAAAAAUUGUCAAUUACAAAAAUAUAGUACAAAGUGUCUACUUCAUUUUUGUAGUUGACAACUUUUGUGUACAACCACUUCUGACUGGACUGUAGCUGUUGGAAGCGAAAGCGAACCAAAGUUUCUCUGAGUUUUUUCAACGUGAACUUUACAUUUUUUUUUCAGUGUCGGGCACUGGUCGAAGACAUUCCACUCGAGUCCUCGGUGAAUCUGUCGGUCCGAGCGGUCACCGAACACGGUCACUCGCCCGACGCGUGUUGUACGAUAGCAAUAGGAAAUGGUGAGUGUUUGCUUAUUGCAACCGCAAAACUGCGUAAAAACGCCGAAUUUCCACAAAAUUUUUGCUGGAAUGUGUUCCCCCACUCUACAGUAGUACGCUCUCAAUUUUUUUUCCGCAAAUUUUCGGUACAUUCCGAGCUGCACCGCUCCAAAGUUGCACUGUUUUCUCCCCGGCCGAGGAGGGGGCGUGGCCUCGCUUGCAAGUUUGCCGCACGCGUUUCUCUGCUGUUUUUGGCGAAAAAACAACAGGAUUAUAAAGUUUCAGCUCGAUUUUCCCCGUCUUUUGUCGAUUUUUUGUGUUUAACAGGUAAUUUGAGAUAGAAAUACGUUUUAGAAGUUGUUUAUUGUGCUGAAAUUUCGUUUUUUCCAGAAAAUCGGUCAACGGAACCAGAAAAACUCAAUCAAUAGAUCAAUUAGCAGAACAAAGAACUCGAAGCACCGUUGUUCUGUUACAAAUUGAUUCGUUUCAAAAAACAGCAAACAUUGAAAAGAAAAUUGAGUUGUUUUGAGAAAAAAAAAUCGAUUUUGAACUGAAAAAUGCGGAAAACCCAUCGAUUUUUCACGGAAAAUCGAGUGCUCACUUUCGCAGUCAUCGCUGAAAUUUUUUCACAACUUUUUCUGUCAGUUUGAGGGCCUGUAAAAAAACAGAGAAGACAAAAUCUGAUUCUGACUUAAAAAACGGAUUCCUCAUCUCUUAAACUGUCGGAAUCAAUACAAAUUAGCCACACAAGCUCUCAGACUGAGUUCCAUUUUCGUUUUUGCCGUUUUUGGGAAAAACUAUGCGUUUUCACGAGAAACUGAGUUGUUUAUUUCAUUCAGCACGGUCGAUUACAUAAAAUAACAUUUUUUGGGAAUGGUACUUCACCGCGCGCGCGCGAAACUGGGGGAUAAAAUUCGGCAGGCCACUCCCCCUAUUCAUAACAGCACAAAAUGUUUUAAUUGUAGCCGCCAUUUCUUAAAAACAUUGCAGAGAAAGAUCAGCCUCAAUUUUUACUAAAAAUGACACUUUUCAGAAGCUCAAGUAGCCCCACAGCAGGUGCGUGUGUGGGCCGUCACGCCGGUGUCCGCAUGCAUCCGAUGGUAUCCAUCGAACAGCAACGCCGAGCACGUCGUCUCGCUGAACGCCGUCAAAGUCGGCGUUUGUCCGCCCACUGUCUUUCAAGUGAGUUUUUUUGCAUUCAAAGCAAUUUAUCUCGGCUAUCGGCAGAGAUGUCAAAAAGCUGUCAAGUAAUUAAAUGUUCACUAAGACAUUUUCUACAUUUUACCGGUUGACCACUUUUCAAUAUCUCUACUGCCAACGGAGUUAUAUUGUCUUGAAUAAACGGUACUUGGUUCUGAUCCCCUACUCAAUAAUAUUUUGUGUUUUGGUCGGAUUUCUCGAUUCAAAUCAUGAUUCACUGCCUCCAAACCGAGCUCAAGUGCACAUUCGCCCCUUCCUCAAAUCCUCUUCAAAAAUCCGCAUUUCCUCUUCCUUCCGCUCUCCAUUUCCGCUCGUUAAUCUGUUCCCUUUCGGCUCAAGCGCUAAGCUUUUGCCUUUUUGAUCAUGAUCUUUUGUGUGGGCGUAUCAGACACAUUAUGAAAUACAAAAAUGCUUGGGGACUAUCUUAAUAUACACAUUUUUGGUAUACACAUUUCGAAAUCUGCUAUAGGCCAUUGGAAAAGCGAGAUAAUCCUUCUAUUUUCCAUUUAUUCGCCCCGAAAAGACUAUCUCACAUUCAUCUCGUUCUUUCUUCUUCUUCUUCUUCUUCUUCCUCUUGUCAUGCACGGCACGAAAGACCGGCUCAUUUUGCUAAUGAGCUGGCUCAAAAGAGAGCUCCAGAAGCUCGCCAACUCGCUCCAUUUCGGUCCUCCGACUCUCUCUGGUUCCUACAUGAAUAACUUUCAGGUCCAACUACAAGGUCUCCAACCGUCGACAAUCUAUCGGGUAUCGGUCAGGACCAAACAUCCGAAGGCGGUGCUCGAGCAGCGGCCCGUCGAACGAUGCACCGAUUUUAAGACGUUGCCGAAGAGUGAGUCAUUUUUCACAGCCGCCAAUUUUCGUGUCAACGCGGAUGUGAUGCACCGCAAUUUAGCACUUUGCCAGACAUUUGUGUACGGCUUCCUAGCCUCUAAUCUCCUUGCUCAAUGAUAUUCCACGACUUCUUGUUCGUCCAAAAUGACUGAAACUAGUCCUAGUCCGCCAAAACCACGCAUUUGUUCCCGUUGCAAGUACUCAUCUCCAUAGCAUCUUUCAAGUUUGGCCACAAUCUGCUCUCUAGACUCGGCGCAUUCAAAAAUUUGCAUUUUUGAACAAUGCGCCUCUUUUUUAUGUGAAAACAUACACUUUAUAUGGCUUUCCGCGCUCCUUACUCUUACAUUCAAAUGUUUCAUUUUCACAUCAAACUUUGCUCGCUUGUCGCGUUCGAUUGCUCACUGAAAAUCCGGAGAGCUUGGUUUCCAAACAAUGUUUUUAGUGUUCAGAGCCCGAAACUUUUGAGCAGCGUCGAAAAAGUCGAAAAAUUAGCAGUCCCCGCGCCGGCGUUGACCUUUCCCUUUUGUGUGCAUCGGCCGCCCUAUCUUUUCUCUUUUUUUUUUUUUGCGCGCGCGAGCUCUCGCGCUCGAGCCGCGCAAGCGAAAUGAAUAUUUCAGUGUCCCCGGACACUGCCCUUCUUCUUCUUCUUCUUCUUCUUCUUCUUCUCCUCCUCCUCCUCCUUCCAUUCUUUCACUUGUCCACCCACCUCUUCUCACACUUUUUCGGGCGCCCAUUCGGUUUCGCAACACGCCCCCCAACGUUCCCCAACUAUUAUAAAAACGUUCAUUUGUGUGACUUUCGAAACUUUCAAACACAAAACAAAGUCGUAAAAGCGUAAUUUGAACGUAAAAAGGUGUUUGUUUGCAGUCGGUCUGCCGGAUCCGCCGUCGCACGUGCAAGUCGAGAUCGGACCGCAGCCGGGCACUCUGCUCGUCUCCUGGCAACCGGUCGCCAAUCAGCCGAAACCGCCGUCGCGCGCCGCCGUACACUCGUACCUCAUCUACGCCGACGGAAAGAACAUUGCACAGGUGCCGCAGGCCACAGGUUCGUGCAAGCAACACUUUUUGGGUCUCCAGGGAUCCACGGUAAAGCCGGUUAGAACAGCGAAUUGACUAGCUGAAUAGUGCUAAAACCCGGACCCUGGUGUCUUUUUGUCUGUCCUCAGCACCGAAGCAUCGAACCAAAACGGGCGUGGAUGUCUAUCCUAGCAACCGUAAACGGCAAUUCCGAAAAUUCCGAAAAUAUGAAGGCCCCGUUCAAACUUUUGUAGAUUUAUGGCCUAGUAACCGGCUCGCGCCGCCGGCCCUGGAUACCACGUUUAAAUACAACGGACUUUGUUCGGUCUUGAACAUUUUCGCUUCAUUCUUCUCGGCUACUGUAGCGCUUUGAAAACGUUUGAGCACCCUUAGCAUUACGAAAUACAUAAAUGCUUGGGCGCUUUCUUCAUACACACAUGUUUCGAAAUCUGUCAUAGGAUGCUAGAAGAAGAAGAAAUUCACUGCUGUUUGGUGUAAUUCUAGACACACAAAGAUAUUGUCUAUCAUAUGUUUGAGCUACAGUAGUAAUUGAUCCCGGAAACUGUAAACCUGUAACUUGAUCAAUAAAAUUGUGUGCUGCAGCGGACCACGUAGUCCUCCGCCUCUCGGAUCUCUCUGACGACCCGCCGAUCUUCAUCACUGUGCGCACAAAGACCAAAGAAGGCGCCGUCUCGUCGGACUCGAACGUGGCGCGAGUGCCGCGAACCCAAGCGUCGGGCGUCGCCACCCAAUCGCUGCCCGCCGGACCACCGACGAUCGAUCCGCUGACGCUCGUCGACAUGACCUCCUCGUACCCGUCGUAUCCGCCGCCGCCGCAGCACAACCCGCUCGUCGCUAAUUGUGAGUAUAGCCGGUUCUCGGGUCUCGCGCGGGGUUUCAGAUUGGUGUCAUACGAGCCAUGCGAAAAGUGUGAAUAACAAACAACUCAUUAGAUUUCCCACGCCUCGCUUCAUCUGAAUCCGCGAAAAAGAAGCGGAGAAAAGAUUUGUGCAAGUGUCACGCACGCUCAAGAGGACACCCGGCCAUUCAUUCGUCCGUCAAAAGAUCUCCGUUAUUUUUACGUGAAAUCCGCCGUCAACCUUUUUCUUUUGCAGCCAUGUACGUGCCGUUGGGCUCUGCGGGAACACUGACCAACGGCCACGUGGCACCACCUCCGUCGUCCGCUGUCGCUCCGUUCACCGCGCCCGCACGGAUGGUCGGCGCCACCGGACUCAUGACCUAUCAGCAACCGUCGUAUCCGAGUGUACAACAGCAGCAGCAGAGCAGUGCGCCAGGCGGAUAUGCCACGUUUGACAGGUAAUCUAGGCGUGGACUGAUGCAAAAUGGUCCUCUAGACUUGGUGCAUUAACCUUACUCUCAAGUCCUAAGAGCAUUUUUCCAAAUUUUCAAAGCAUUUCCCAAGUUCUAUAGACAUUUUCGAGGUCCUGAGAUCAUUUUCUAGGUCCUGGGGGUCAAUUUCUAGGUCCUGAUGUGGUUUUUUAGGUCCUGAGGUAGUUUUUUAGGUCCUGAUGUGGUUUUUUCGGUCUUGAGGUGGUUUUUUAGGUCUUGAGGUGGUUCCUUAGGUCUUGAGGUGGUUUUUUAGGUCUUGAGGUGGUUUUAGGUCUUGAGGUGGUUUUUUAGGUCUUGAGCUCAUUUUCUAGGUCCUGGGGUCAAUUUCUAGGUCCUGGGGUCAAUUCCUAGGUCCUGGGGUCAAUUUCUAGGUCCUGGGGUCAAUUUCAGGGUCCUGGGUUCAAUUUCUAUGUCCUGGGGUCAUUUUCUAGGUCCUUGGGUCAAUUUCUAAGUCCUGAUGUGGUUUUUUAGGUCCUGAUGUGGUUUUUUUUAGGUCCUGAGGUGGUUUUUUAGGUCCUGAGCUGAUUUUCUAGGUCCUAAGGUCAAUUUCCAGGUUCUGGGGUCAAUUUCUAGGUCCUGGGGACAUUUUUCCGAGUAAUUAUUCCAAUUCCGAAGGACUUAUUCGGUGUCCUAAAAAGUAACUUGGACAUUCCAGAGUGCCCAAAAUUAAUUAGUCCUCCCUUCCCCCGCGGACCUAGCAAAAUGCACUCUAAGACCCCAAAAAUGGUCGUGAAAGUGCAUGCGCCACCUUUUCUCCUCGCAAUAUAUCGUCCAAUUCUCGCGCCGGCAGUUUCGUUUCUCAUAAAUAAAAGAUGUUCGCGCGGGUGCGAGAGAGAGAGAGAGAGACAGAGAGCUCUCAGUUCAGUGAGCCCUGCCCGGAGCCGCGUGCGGCCCGGAAAAGAAGAUAAAUGCGCGCGCGCGCGCGGCGCGGGCAGAACAGAAAACGAAAAGAAGAAGAGGAGGCAAUCUGAUAUGUCUGCGUGUGUCUGGAGUCGUCGCCGUCUUCUCCGUCCUUCGUUUUCCAGCUGACAAUCUGCCCGCAAUCUUCUCGUUUCUUUUUUUCGUUUUGUGUGUGUGUCCCGCCUCACAACACUGCGAAAAAUGCAUACAUAUGGUGUGUGGGUGUUGCAGGUCCGCGUCGCUCGGAGCCCAACCACAAAGUGCCGCCGCCGCCGCCGCCGCCGCAUCGAUCCUGCUCGGCGCACCGACACAACGACCGUCUUCCGGAGGACACACGGUAAGUCGGGGGAAUCAUUGGUUUUUUAGUGUCCGACUAUUUUCUGUUUCUAUGUGUCCACGCCUACUCCUCACAAGGGAUUUGGUCAGGUUCUGAGAGUUUUGUCCAGCAUCUUUGGACACGUAUAUCUCGAGUUGCGAUGGUUAUUUCAAAAAGUAGCCAACUGCAAAGUUGUACAGUUUUUCAAGCUUUACAACUUUCUAGUUGAUCAUUUCCUUUCAAAACCUGCAAUUCUCGAGUUGUACCCCUGAGAACCUCACCAACUACAUGUAUUCUUUGUCCACCGUGUCCAAUCCUCUUCACAAGUCCCUCUGUUCGUACGCUAAACGGCGGUUGCAGACGUGGAAACAACCGUCGCAAAUGUCGCAGUAUUACACGUUCCACCCGAACUUUUUGCACACCGAGCCGUCUGGUGCGGACGAGCCGCGGCCCUCGGUGCUUGAGAUGGAAAAUAGGUGAGCGAGAGAUGGGAAUCAAUUAUUGAUGGUGGGCAAGCGAGUAAAGUGGCCUAUUAUCCUAAAUUGUUGCCACAUCGCGUCACUCUAUUCCUGGACGCUUUCUUCAAAAUUGUAGACAGUUUCUUACAAGUUUCCCAUACGAUUACUGUAUCGAAUUUAGGCCCCAGCUGGAAAAAAAAAUGCAAAAUCUAAUCAUCGUGUACGUUUUUGCAGUUAUCUCAUGCGCCACCGUCAGGCGGCCGACUGGGCCAACGCGCCCGAGUCCCGGGACGCGCGAGCCCGCAUCGAGGCCUACUCGCGUGGGCUCGCGCGGGCCGGCUCGGCCGACGAGCGGAUGCACCACGGCUCGGUGAGCACCAUUCUGCGUCAACAACAACAACAACAACAGCAACAACGUCUGGUGGCACCGCGGUUAGCACGCGUAAAAUCUGAAAGUGGGUUUGGGACUAGAAGCGAACCCGAUCUCCGCCCUCCUACUUUGGAUUCCGACGACUGCCGACACUUCGUGGCGCUGUUCGACUACACGGCGGCGAUGUCGCCGAAUCCGAACGCCGAGUUCGAGGAGCUGCAGUUCCGGAAGCAUCAGCUGAUCAAAGUGUACGGCGGGCAGGAUCCCGACGGCUUCUUUCACGGCGUCAUCGGCAAUCGCGCCGGUCUCGUGCCGUCGAACAUGGUCAUCGAGAUUGCGAAAGAGGACGUUAGUCAACGGAGACCGACUACGAUGCCGGCGCCGCCGCCGCCGACCGCCCCCGAGCCGGCUCUUCGCAGACAGCGCUGGGGCAGUCUCAAGUCGAGAAGUUACGAUUAUGCCGGCGAUCGGAGUGUGCCGCACAGGUUAGCAAUCCGAAAAAAUUCCGUAUUCCGCAUUCCGCAAGCAAAAUUUUUGAAUUCUCAAUGAGACACGCCUUUUUCGAAUCCAAAAACCCAUGAUUCUUGCAGACCACAUCCGAACUACGUGUCGCUGGAUCGUCGCGACGAGCGGGACCGUUUGCCGGAAGGCCGGUACCGUCGUGGCGGUGGAGCGGUGAGUUCGCGGCCGGACUAUGAGUACCGCAGGCUGCCGGCGGACAAGGAAUACGACGGAGUGCAGUACCGGAGACGGCAGCCGAUUGUGGACCCGAGAGAUCGAGACGAUUAUGAGGACGACUAUAGGGACAAGUAUAGAGAUCCACGGGAUCUUAGGGACCCCAGAGAGCCUAGAGAGCCCAGGGAUAUCAGAGAUCCUAGGGACCGCUACGAUCGAGAUCCGAGGGAACGGGACCGACGAUACCCGUCUGAGGACCGAAGAAGACCCGAAGACCGUUAUCCGCCACGGGAACCGUAUGAUCCGUACCGCGAAAAGUACCGCGAACGGCCGAGGAUGGACGAGCCGGCGCCGUUCCGAGACGACCGCACCACCUACGAUUACCCGCCGACGCAGGCACGAUACGAGGCGAACCAGAUGGGACCGGGACCCCAGCCCGGUCCCAUGUCGCAGAUGAACCAUCAGAUGAGUCAGAUGUCGAUGCAGCAACAACAACAGCAACAACCGCUCGGAAUUCCGAGUUCCAGUGGGAUCGGAGGGAUGGGCGGCGCGGGAAUCGGGGGAAUGCAGCAGCAGCAGCAGCAGCAGACGGCCGACGCACAAAUGUACCCGAACGGGGUUGGCACGAUGAAGCAGUUGGUCGCCAAGUUCGACUACAAUCCCCGGCAAUUGAGUCCGAACGUCGAUGCGGAGCAGGUGAGCGCUUUUGAUCGAUUGAUAUUCACAUUACCUUCCAUUUGCAGGUGGAACUAACAUUCCGUCAAGGCGACCGCAUCAUCGUGUACGGCGAGAUGGACGACGACGGCUUCUACAUGGGCGAGCUGAACGGACAGCACGGUCUCGUGCCGUCCAACUUUCUGCAAGCCAGCCCCCUCACGAACCUCGCGCCCUCGCAACCGCCGGGACCGAUGCGAAAAGAGGUCGCGUUCUCGGACGCCGCCGUCGUACGCAAGACCGCGCCCGUCCGACAGCCCUCGCAAACGUCGAACGCGCCGGGAGCCACGAUGGCGAGUGUGACUGCCGCCGCGGCCGCCGGAGCCGUCAAACCGGUGGCGAAGAAGGCGUCGGCGGGCGCGACCGCCGGAAAAGCGUUGGCCAAGAAGACGAGCGAUGUUGGCAAGGUUUGACAUACAUACUACUAUCGGGACAUUUGAAUGUGAAUGCGCUCUGUUGACAUCUCUCGAACAACUUUCAAUGUUUUCUACCGGGCUUGAGAUCACAAUUGAAACAGAACGCAUUCACAUAAGUGAAAAAAACGGGCGUGGCCUACUAAAACUUGAUUUUCAGUCCUCUACACCGAAUGCUCGAAAAACGAGCACUGCCGUCAAGAAGAGCGACACCGGUGCGAAGGUAUGAACUUGUUGCGCGAACCGACCAGAUUUCAAUAAUUUUGUUUUUUCAGCCGAAAAAGUAA
Messenger RNA from Caenorhabditis sp. 36 PRJEB53466, 12063 nucleotides. Lineage: Eukaryota; Metazoa; Nematoda; Chromadorea; Rhabditida; Rhabditidae. The record is from the annotation of a GenBank genome assembly.